This is a messenger RNA of Odocoileus virginianus texanus, 2540 nucleotides long. Lineage: Eukaryota; Metazoa; Chordata; Mammalia; Artiodactyla; Cervidae. The record is from RefSeq and is a predicted model, not a curated record.
AUGAAGAUAGCCUUCCGUGGAUCCAUCAGUAAAAUAGACACAGCCAAGAAAAGAAUCUGUAAGCUUGAAGAUGAAUCAGUAGAAAAUUCUACAACAGAAGACUUACUUGGAAAGAUAACAUCAUUUCGUGAUGGACUAAAUGAAAUUAAAGAUGACAUUGCCUGUUGCCUUGUUACUCUUAUGUCCCAUGGAGAAGAAGGUUUUAUCAAAAUGAAAGACGGUGAAAAAGUCAGCCUGGAAGACAUUUUUGAAAUGUUCAACAAUAAAAAUUGUCCAGCACUUCAAGAGAAACCAAAAAUUUUUAUAAUCCAGGCCUGCAGAGGAGAGAGGAGAGACAGUGGUGUUGAAACAGAUGAUGAACCCAUGGACUUGGAUGAUGGAUCAGAGAAGAAGAGGCUGCCUACAUUCAGUGAUUAUUUCAUCAUAUAUCCCACCCAAGCAGAUCAUGUCGCUUUACGGGAUCCCCGCACUGGCUCUGUGAUGAUCAAGGAGAUGACUGAAGUCUUUAAGCAGUAUGGAAAUAAGUGGCACAUCGCUGACUUCUUUACCAUAGUGAAUAACAGAGUGGUGCACCGUGACUUUAAUCUGUGUAACAAACCAAUAAAAAUAUCGCUGGUAAUGGAGUCAACUUUAACAAAAUUUGUAUACUUUUGACACGAGGAUGAUUCAAAAAACAAGGACUGCUUUGCAACAGUUUGUAAAGAGCUAUGAGCAUUUGUAGCAUUGUACUAACAGUUACCAUUUUGCAUUUUUCUUGUCACUGGUGUUUCUUCAGUUUGUUUUGUAUAUAUAUAUAUAUAAUUUUUAUAAGAUUUAAGUCUGCUUACUUGAUACUUGUAAGUCUUUUUUUUUAAGUGAUUUUUUAAGUGAUUUUUUUUAAGAUCACUGUUUUCUGAAAAAACACUUUGCUGAACUGUUAUCAAAACAUGGACGUCCAGCUCCAUUUGUGUACUGUUUUUAUCCUGUGUUUCUCUUGCUGAUUGCCCUACCCUCUCCACCCACAGUUUGGUGCUGGUGUUAAUGCUUGUUUUCUUGGUUUAGUCAAGAAUUGUUGGGUGUGGUCUUGUCCUCUGUGUACCUUAUUUCCCCAGACUGUUGUCUGUAGCCAGUCUGAUCUCUCGGAAUCCGUAAGCUAUUCUCAGGCCUUAACCUGGAUCACUCUGGGCCUUGGAUGCCUUCGUGUGUUUACUUUGCACCUGUUUCCCACCUUCCUCCUUGCUCCUUAUACCUUUGAGCUGCUGUCUCCUCCACUUGGAACCCUCUAUUCCACCCCACAUAGGUAAGUCCUUGCCAUCCUUUAGAAUAUGGUUCAAGCACAACUCACACAGGGAGGCUUUCCACAGCCCCAUGCUAGGUCAGCUUCUUCUAAGUGCCCAGAGACUCUCAGCUUCUCUUCUGUAGCAUUGAAAUGACUAUCUAGUGCCUGUCUCUCUCUCUCCAGUUUAGUCGUGAGCUCCAAGAGGCAGAGGCUGUGUGUCUCAUUCAUGGCUGUAUCUUAGCUUCCGUCCAUGCCUUAGGACACAGAGAGACCAUGCAGUGAGUUUAGUGAGUGACUCAUCCCUGUGUUUUAAUUAUUUUACCCAUUCCGCAGACCUGGCCUCUUGAAUAUCUAGCCACCUGCCAUUCAUCCCCACACACAUGCAUGUCUCAUGGCUGCUUUUACUCCACCAGUUGGAAGUUAACCUGAGUUUCCCCGAAAUCCUUUCAUAAAACCCAUCCCAUUGUUCAUAAUCUUUUGACUCCCCACUGCCUGCAGGAUAUACCCCCCAAGUCCCCUAGGAGAAUAUUGCAAGUCUUUCUCUGUCAGGCUCAAUCUACACUACUCAUGUACUGCUAUUUGUCCUGGUAAUUCGCCCUCCCUUAAUAAUCCUGUCUCACAGAAUCGGGCUUGUGAAUUAGUGAAUGUGGAUGAACUCUCCUGGAUAUGUUAUCGUAUCAGAAUUCAGUCUCUCCUUUCAGUCGGAAAUGCCCAUUCCUUUCGACUCUAUGUUCUUCAGGGUGCAACUUGGGUCCCAUCCCAAGUAAAGAAAACUGUAUGUAGACUAAUGUUUCUAGAGUAACAAACUGUGGACUGAGCAUGAAUUUUUGUAUUCGAACUUUGGUUGUAACUCUGGACUGCUUCUGGACCUUGGUUUCCUCAUCUGUAUGAAAGGAGGUUUGGCUCAGCAGACCCUGAGAACCCACCCCCUUGGACUUCAGUGAAUUUGAACUGCAUAGUGAACUUGCUUCUGAACACCCUGCAGGUGGGACUGUUGCCGAACCUAAGGGUUCAAGCUGGCAGUUGCAUAAGACUGUUGGGUCUAUGUGACGAUGCAGCUGGUUAGUGAGAAUGCUUGAAGAUUGAGAGCCAAAUGAACUGAAGCAAUCUGGAAUCCCCAGGCCUAUCUCCAUUUCAGAGAUCAUUGUGUCCAUUUUAGGUAAUGUGAUUUCUUAAGUAUAAAUAUAUGUGAUUUAAUUUUUAAGCAUUUGUGUUCUGAUACUUGAUAUGUAGCUUUGGUUUUAUAUAGAGCAUUAAAAUGUCUCCGGUUCAUAAAACAUGA